AUGCGUUUCUCUACCAUCGCCUCGACGGCACUUCUCGCCUUCUCUCCCGCUGCCUUUGCUGCAGUCACCCCCGUCAAGAACGUGGACGUCGUUGCCAAGCGUACCGACUCUUCUUGCUCCUCCGGAUCCGGUCUGUUGUCCGGUCUGCUUGGUGGUCUCUCUUCGGUCACUGGUGGCCUUGACAUUACCAGCGAGCUUACCACCAUCAUUUCUGGCCUCACUGGAGGAUCUUCCGCAGACUCUGCCGACAUCCUCAGUUCCGUCUUUACCGAAGUCGAGUCCCUGGCUGGUAGCUUGAUCACUGGCAUCACCACCGACGGCACCACCAUCUCUGGAGUUGCUGGUGAACUCACAUCCACUCUCCAGUCUCUCAACGCCACCUUUGGUGCCAGCGCCAACGCCACCGCCGCCAUCUCUCUGGGCAUCAACAUUGUCGGUGAGGUCGAGGGUCUCCUGAACGGCUUCCUCUCGGGCAACGUCUCGGCUUCCGGUGCCGUCGACGUUGUCUCUAGCAUCCUCGGCGAGGUCGAGUCCGCCGUCGGCAGCCUGGCUGGCGGUGCUGUCGGUAGCACUGAUGCCUCAACCUAUGCCAACACCUUGACCCAGGUCUGCUCGACCGCCAAGAGCCUCCUCUCGGGCUUUGCCAGCGGCUCUGGAAACGUUUCCGUCUCCGACACCCUGAGCGGCAUCACCACUCUCUACAGCCUCUUCUCCUCCCUGGCUGGUAACCUCGGCUUCAGCGUUGGCGGAACUGGCUCCCUCGACCUUACCACCCUGCUCAGCGCUGCUGUCAGCUUCCUCGGCCAGUAA
Pestalotiopsis fici W106-1 is the source of this 810-nucleotide messenger RNA. RefSeq lists its product as uncharacterized. The transcript has 2 exons. The record is from RefSeq and is a predicted model, not a curated record. Lineage: Eukaryota; Fungi; Ascomycota; Sordariomycetes; Amphisphaeriales; Sporocadaceae. The coding region runs from base 1 to 810 and encodes 269 amino acids.